UCUCUUCGGCAUCUUCAUCAACUCCAAUCCGCGUUGUUUUCCCUCUCUUUGACCCCCCAAUCCACGCACACGAAACACGCACAUAUGCAUAUAGUAUUCUGCGUAUAACUCGCCGGUAGAAGUUGCUAAAAAGGGUUAUCGGAAAUGGCGUCGCCGUCGGAAGAGCAGAAGAAUCGGGAGGAGACUCCCACUGUUAAAGAAAUGAUGCAUAAAAUGAAAAUAAUUCAGUUUCUUGGAAGAACUACUCCGAUUAUACUUCAGAACGACAAUGGCCCUUGUCCUCUUCUCGCUAUUUGUAACAUUCUGUUGUUGAGAAACAAUUUGAGUUUGAGCUCGGAUGUAGCUGAAGUAUCGCAGGAGAAAUUACUUUCGCUUGUGGCGGAGCGUCUAAUUGAUUCAAACAGUAACGUCGAUAACAAAGAUGCAGGGUACGUUGAAAAUCAGCAACAGAACAUAGCUGAUGCCAUUGAUUUACUCCCUCGUCUUGCAACUGGAAUUGAUGUGAACAUAAAAUUCACGAGGAUCAAUGAUUUUGAAUUCACGAGGGAGUGUGCCAUAUUUGAUUUAUUAGAUAUUCCACUUUAUCAUGGUUGGAUCGUUGAUGCACAGGAUUCUGAUACUUCAAACGCCAUUGGCUCGAAGUCCUACAAUACGCUGAUGGGAGAACUUGUUGCUCUGGAAACUCAAAAUAUGGCAAGUGUUUUAAAGAAGAAUCCCGAAGAAGGUUGUGUUGCCUUUGUUGCUUCAACAACAGCAAGCUUAGAAGUCCUGUCUCCAUCCCUUUCUAGAGGUUCUCCCCACCCCAUAUCUGAUGAGCAAAUAGAAAGAGAAAGAGACCUCGAAGAGGAAGGAGAGCUGUUGAGAGCCUUGAAGCUAUCAGAGACCGUCGGUCCAACUUCAGCAAGUGAUGUGAAUGUUACUGGUACAGCUGAGGAAACCCUAUCUGAAAAUUUAAAAGGUGAAUACCUCAAGCAUGAACCUGCUCUUCUUGGGGAUGCAUUACAAGUGCAUACUAAUGCCAAGGUUCAUGAGCCCUCCACAGCUGAAAGUAGCAAUCUGGUAAACAAUUACAAUGAUGAUUUGAUAACUUUUGAAACAAUUCCUGGGCAAGAGGUAUGUUCAUCCUUGGAAGCCGACAAGGAAAGCCAUAAUAGACAAAUGAAUACUAAUGUAUCAGAGAGGCAUGAAAGUAAUGACGGAAUUGAGAAAACUGUCAUUGAAGUAUCAGCAAAAAAAGAAAAUGUCUCACUUGGUUUUUCCGAAUCAGAUCCUUCACCUCCUGUUGACAUACCAAAGGAUAAUUCAGGUGGAAAUGAAAAGACACUUGACCAAUCAACUAUGAAUGCUGAUGCAAAUGAAGUUGAAAAAGUCAAUAUUGAUGAAAAGACUUCAAAUGAAUUAUACUCAGCUGUACCUGAUGCGGUUUUAGAAUCAUCAAAGGGCAUGACACAAACUAUUAAUGAAUCCAAUUCUGUAACUUCAACCGCUGAUGGGAAUGAACCCAUUUACAGAGAGGAAUGCAUAUUGGAAACGAGCACUAAAACAAAUGAAGGUCGAGAGCCUAUAUAUGUAGGUGAGGUCGUCAUGUCAGAACAAGUGGACAAGGAUGAUACCAGUGCUGAUGAUACAAGGCCCAAAGAUGGAACUACUGCAAGACAAGGGGAACUGAUUACAAAUUUUUUGAAGAACAGUGCCAGUCAGUUGACCAUACAUGGCCUAUUUUCCUUGCAAGAUGGUCUAAGAGAACGUGAACUUUGUGUGUUUUUCCGAAAUAACCACUUCAAUACAAUGUUCAAGUUUGAAGGUGAACUAUACAUUUUAGCUACGGAUCAAGGUUACAUAAAUCAACCUGAUUUGGUAUGGGAAAAGCUAAAUGAGGUCAAUGGUGAUUCAGUGUUUAUGACCAAUAACUUCAAGAAAUUCACGGUAGAAAAUCAUGACACACGCUCAUGGAAUGAGCAGAAUGUGAUGGCUAAUACUGUUGAUUAUCUUGCCAGAAUUGACAAUACAGCACAAGGGGACACAAGUUUCAAUUCUGAUUUGCAAUUGGCUAUAGCCCUUCAGCAACAAGAAUUCGAGCAGCAGCAGCAGCAGCCACAACGCGUUUUGCCGCAGUCUCCUACCACUGCACCUUCAGGGCUUGUUGUGGGUCCCCAGCACGUGCGUCCUGCAAGGCCAAGGAACGCGACUUCAUCGAUAAGGCAGGAGCCGAAGCCUACAAAGGAGAAAUGCAUUGUGAUGUGAAAAAGCUUGCAGGUUUGGACUAUUUGCUGUAAGUAAAUAAUGAAUGAAUGAAUGGAUGGUAGGAGUAUUUGGUAUAUGGAACAUAUGGCUGAUUAUGCACAGAAUGUUGUAAACAUAUUUGACAUUAGAGAAAUCGCUGCUUAUAUACAAGUUACCAUCCAUUUUUCAAA
Cynara cardunculus var. scolymus (artichoke) is the source of this 2414-nucleotide messenger RNA. Its product is annotated as ubiquitin carboxyl-terminal hydrolase MINDY-2-like. Gene Ontology annotation, biological process: protein K48-linked deubiquitination. Gene Ontology annotation, cellular component: cytosol; cell periphery. The coding region runs from base 145 to 2244 and encodes 699 amino acids. The transcript has 12 exons. The record is from RefSeq and is a predicted model, not a curated record. NCBI's taxonomy places the organism in Eukaryota, Viridiplantae, Streptophyta, Magnoliopsida, Asterales, Asteraceae. Gene Ontology annotation, molecular function: cysteine-type carboxypeptidase activity; cysteine-type deubiquitinase activity; K48-linked deubiquitinase activity.